CACAAAGCCCCGGGGCGAGGAGGGAUGACGAGCCGCUCCUGCAGCCCGGCAGCCGGGGCGGGAGCGCAGCCGGGGAUGCGCUGCCGGCUCUGAGCGGCUCCGAGCGGCUCCCCGCCCCGCACGGUCCCGCCCCGCUCCUCCCGUCCCCGCCCGGCGGCAGCGGGGAGUCUGCGGCACCGGCACCUGCCCCGGCCCUUCCACCGCCGAGAUGGCGGACCCCGCCGAGUGCAGCAUCAAAGUGAUGUGCCGCUUCCGACCCCUCAACGAGGCGGAGAUCCUCCGAGGAGACAAAUUCAUCCCCAAAUUCAAGGGCGAGGAGACGGUGGUCAUCGGGCAAGGGAAGCCCUAUGUCUUUGACAGAGUGUUACCUCCCAACACAACCCAGGAGCAAGUUUAUAAUGCCUGUGCCAAGCAGAUUGUCAAAGAUGUUCUUGAAGGCUACAAUGGCACCAUCUUCGCUUAUGGGCAGACGUCGUCAGGAAAGACACACACUAUGGAGGGGAAGCUGCAUGACCCUCAGCUAAUGGGAAUCAUUCCGAGAAUUGCACAUGACAUCUUUGAUCACAUCUAUUCCAUGGAUGAGAACCUGGAGUUUCAUAUAAAGGUGUCCUACUUUGAAAUAUACUUGGAUAAAAUAAGGGACCUUUUGGAUGUGUCAAAGACAAACCUUGCCGUACAUGAAGAUAAGAACAGAGUUCCAUAUGUGAAGGGUUGUACAGAAAGAUUUGUAUCUAGUCCUGAGGAGGUGUUGGAUGUCAUCGAUGAAGGGAAAGCGAACCGCCAUGUGGCUGUUACAAAUAUGAAUGAACACAGCUCUAGAAGUCACAGUAUCUUCCUUAUUAAUAUUAAACAAGAGAAUGUGGAAACUGAGAAGAAACUUAGUGGAAAACUGUACCUGGUAGACUUGGCUGGAAGUGAGAAGGUCAGCAAAACUGGAGCGGAGGGUGCUGUUCUUGAUGAAGCUAAAAAUAUCAAUAAGUCUUUGUCUGCUUUAGGCAACGUGAUAUCUGCCUUGGCAGAAGGAACUAAAACUCAUGUUCCAUACCGAGACAGCAAAAUGACCCGGAUACUUCAGGAUUCCCUUGGUGGAAACUGCAGAACCACCAUUGUUAUAUGCUGUUCUCCUUCUAUUUUCAAUGAAGCAGAAACAAAGUCGACCCUGAUGUUUGGACAGCGAGCAAAGACCAUUAAGAACACAGUCUGUGUCAAUGUUGAGCUCACUGCAGAACAGUGGAAGAAAAAGUAUGAGAAAGAAAAAGAGAAAAACAAGAGUCUAAAGAAUGUUAUCCAGCAUCUGGAGCUGGAACUGAACAGGUGGAGAAAUGGAGAAGCUGUGCCUGAAGAUGAACAGAUCAGUGCCAAAGACCAGAAGAACCUGGAGCCGUGUGAUAACACACCGAUCAUUGACAACAUCACACCCGUGGUUGCCAGCAUCUCAACAGAGGAGAAGCAGAAGUACGAUGAGGAGAUUGCCAGUCUCUACAGGCAGCUGGAUGAUAAGGACGACGAAAUCAAUCAGCAGAGCCAGUUGGCUGAAAAGCUGAAACAACAGAUGUUGGAUCAAGAGGAGCUUCUGGCCUCCACUAGGAGAGAUUAUGAGAAGAUUCAGGAGGAACUCACCCGUCUUCAGAUUGAGAAUGAAGCUGCAAAAGACGAAGUGAAAGAGGUCCUUCAGGCCUUGGAAGAACUAGCUGUCAAUUAUGACCAGAAAUCCCAAGAAGUGGAGGACAAAACAAGAGCCAACGAGCAGCUGGCUGAUGAACUGGCACAGAAGAGUACGGUUCUGUCAGCGACCCAGAGGGAGCUGGGCCAGUUGCAGGAGCUCAGUAACCAUCAGAAGAAGAGAGCUACAGAAAUCUUAAACUUGCUGCUUAAAGACCUGGGAGAGAUCGGGGGGAUCAUUGGCACUAACGAUGUUAAAACAUUAGCAGAUGUGAACGGGGUGAUCGAAGAGGAGUUCACCAUGGCACGGCUUUACAUCAGCAAGAUGAAAUCUGAGGUGAAAUCUCUGGUGAACCGCAGCAAGCAGCUGGAGAGUGCCCAGAUAGACUCCAACAGGAAGAUGAAUGCCAGUGAGAGGGAGCUUGCAGCUUGCCAGCUCCUCAUUUCACAGCAUGAAGCAAAGAUCAAGUCCCUGACAGACUACAUGCAAAACAUGGAGCAGAAGAGAAGGCAGCUGGAAGAGUCCCAGGAUUCUCUCAAUGAAGAGCUUGCCAAGUUACGUGCUCAAGAAAAAAUGCACGAAGUCAGUUUCAAAGAUAAGGAGAAGGAGCACCUGACCCGGCUUCAGGAUGCAGAGGAAAUGAAGAAGGCACUGGAGCAGCAGAUGGAGAGUCACAGGGAAGCCCAUCAGAAGCAGCUGUCCAGGCUGAGAGAUGAAAUUGAAGAGAAGCAGAAAACAAUCGAUGAAAUCAGAGAUAUGAAUCAGAAGCUGCAACUGGAACAAGAGAAGCUGAGUGCUGAUUACGAUAAAUUAAAAAUUGAGGACCAGGAGAGAGAAAUGAAACUGGAAAAGCUCAUACUGCUUAAUGAAAAAAGGGAACAAGCAAGAGAAGAUCUUAAAGGGCUGGAGGAAACAGUGGCUAGAGAACUCCAGACUCUCCAUAACCUACGCAAGCUGUUUGUUCAAGAUCUCACCACUCGUGUUAAAAAAAGCGUUGAGCUUGACAGCGACGAUGGAGGCGGAAGUGCUGCGCAGAAGCAGAAGAUUUCCUUUCUUGAGAACAACCUGGAACAGCUUACUAAGGUUCACAAACAGUUGGUACGUGAUAAUGCAGAUCUUCGUUGUGAGCUUCCUAAGCUGGAAAAACGACUUAGAGCUACGGCAGAGAGAGUUAAGGCCCUGGAGAGUGCACUGAAGGAGGCCAAGGAGAACGCCAUGCGAGACCGCAAGAGGUACCAGCAGGAGGUGGAUCGCAUUAAGGAGGCUGUAAGAGCCAAAAACAUGGCACGGAGAGCACACUCUGCUCAGAUCGCCAAGCCCAUCCGCCCUGGUCAUUACCCAGCGUCGUCUCCAACAGCUGUCCAUGCCAUCCGAGGGGGUGGGAUGUCCAACUCCAGCUACUAUCACAGCACCAAAUAGAUGAGAAGUCAGUCCCACUUAGCAUGUUACAGACUAUCAUUAAGUCACUACUUUCUUUUACCCCCCUCUUCAACCUGAUCCACAUUCUCUUCAACCUGCGCUUCCUACCGCCAUCUGCGACGCACUGGCCAUAGGUAUUUUGAGCUUCGUAGGAUCUCCACGUGUACAGAAGUCUUCAGCUCAACUCUUCUACAGAUACUUGUACAAUGUAUUUAACGUAACCAUCUCAGUACCCAUAGGAAGUCUGCCACCCAGAAUGGCACCGACAGCGUGUGACCCCCUGGCUUAGGCUGGGGCUUCUCCGCUCAGCCCGAUGCUGUUGGAAGUCCUCUGUCACAUCAGUAAAUCCUGACUUCCAGCAUCCAAGAAUUGAUUAUUUGGUGACCAAGUGCCAUCAAAGGCAGGUGAUUGUGCUCUGUCAUGACUGAUUUACUGUAUAAUAUACAUAUUAUUUUAUAUUUUUAAGGGAUGAAAAUGUGCUGCUACAUGGUUUUAAUUUGACUGCUUACAUUUUUUGGAAGGAAAUUUCCCCAAAGAACCGUUUGUAAAAUCCCGAUAAAACCUUUGGACUGUAUAAAAUGACCUUUCUUGCAGUACCUGGUAAAGAUCAAAUGGGAUGCAGAGAAAUCUGUUAGUAUAAACUUAGGUUUUUGGAGUUUGGUAGUUACAAGACUUGUAUGUGUGACUUAUCUUCAAGUUACGAGCUGGUCUGCUUGUAGUUCUCCCUACGGUGGUGGGGUUCUCCUGAUGCGUGUUGGCUGGCCGUGUGUUGCUCAGCAUUGUUCUCCAUGACACUCUGAAAGCUUUCAGAAUGCCACAGAAGUCCUGUCUUGGGAAAGCCUCCAGCAAGCCCUGAUCUGCUCACACUGGAAUUCACAGGCGGGAGGGAACAGUCCCCGACUGGAACAGGCACUCCCUAAAAAAACCACAAACAUCCCCCAGAGCCCCAGGCCCUACCUUAAGGUAUAGAGGGACCAAGAGAAGGUGUGGGUUACAAGCUGUCCCUUGCAGACCGAAUUGGGAAAUACAUCUGUUAGGAGGUGAAGAGCACGUUGCAAGGGGAAAAAAAUGUACUUACUGCUUGUGUAACGACGUGCAAGCCAUCCUGCUGUGCUCAGAGCCUUUCUCAUCUCCCUGGUGCCAGGCAGAAACGUGUCCAGCUCCUCAGCAAGGGGGCACUGGAAUCCUUCUGGAGAUCACAGCUGCAGGUGGAAGCUGCUCCUGCUGCUGUGUCACAUAUCUGUGUCACCCAGCAGUGUGGCUCACAGGGAGGGUACAGCUGAGCGUGGCCCUUCCUUCUUCUCCUGCAAGUGUUUGCUCUUAGGUUGAGACAGACAUGAAACCAGUCGGGUAAUGGAGAGCAUUUGGAAAUAUUGUGAUUUUUUUUUAACUUAGUUUUUUGCAAAGUAAGUUGGACUUAAUUAUUAUUUUUUCUUAGAUGUUGCACUAUAUUUGGGAGCGUUUUGCAAAAAUAAUUUAAAGAAGUUGCAAAUUUUGCAUGUAUUUAUUUUGUAUUUUUUCAGAGUUUUCUAUUUCUCUUUACGUGCGUGUGCACUGCCAGGAAAAUGAACUGUGAACUCGCCAUAUGCAGGCUUUAACAGGGUUACUAAUUCCGACCCACUCUGUGCUGCUCAGAGCUGAACUGUCUGCUAUCAACUUAUUAUCCUCUUCUUUUUGUUCUGUUGCGGUUGUCUUCAGAAAGGAAUACUGAACUCUUAGUGGCUGCCCGAUUUUGUUCUGCAGUGCAGCUGCUAUUCUGUAUUUUGAAUUCAGAGUUUGGCAGGGAGUUGCAUUUUAAAUGCAAUGUCCCAAGUUGCUCGUGCUGUUAUCAUCAGUUCUGUAUGACAGUUUAGACAGCUUGCUUCAGCUUGAGUGCUAAGUUAGCUUUGACAUCCCUAAAUUGUGCUAGUGCUGAUCAGCCAGUCAGUUCAUCUAGCUAAAGUGAGGUUCUCCAAGUUAACUUCUGCUUCAAGACUGUAAGAGGACUUUCUAUUACUGAAACACUGACAAGGAGCAUCAGGCUGAGCUCCUCCCAAAGGAACACGUUACAGGCUUAACUGGAAAUUAUCCAGUCUGUCAGUUGCACUUCUUCUGCUUAUAGAUUCUUGUUUUGGAGCCUAUUGUAAUGAAGCAAUUUAAGUUUGUAUUGCUUACCGUAUAUCUAACUUUUGUACCAUUUUUAAGUCUUAUGCAUUUUAUAGAUAGAAAAUGAAAGUCACACAUCUGCUCUGCAGGGAUCAAACCCUGUCUUGUGUCAUUUCCAGCACCUGAUGCUGUCUUACUUUGCUCUUUGAAUGUUAUGUCAUAUUUAUUCUAGGCUGAUUUUCAGGUUGUGAUUUGUAUGGAGCAAAUGGAACUUCACACCUAAGAUGUCUUGCAUAGGACACGUUCUAGUGGAAACACUGUUGACAAAUGGAAACCAUAAUUCAGGUGGAACUGAGGUGUGUACUGUUCUUUUUCAAGGAAUAAAAUACCAUUUCCUGCUCAGCUGAGCUUCUCUCCAUGAUGUCAUUGGAUCAUAGAACGGCCUGGGUUGCAAAGGCCCACAGUGCUCAUCCAGCUCCAACCCCCUGCUGUGUGCAGGGUCACCAACCAGCAGCCCAGGCUGCCCAGAGCCACAUCCAGCCUGGCCUUGAAUGCCUGCAGGGAUGGGGCAUCCACAGCCUCCUUGGGCAACCUGUGAACAGUGCGUCACCACCCUCUUGAGUUUCUCCUUGAAUUCAUGUUUCAUUGACUUGUUUAUUUCAAAAGCAAGGAAAGUUAAACCUGGGAAGAUCUUGGCUGAUGCAUCUGCAGGUUGUGUUUUGCUCACCAAGGGGGAGAUGGGAAUAUCCUGAAAAUACUGAAAAUCAACAAAGUAAAAACAAACCCCAAACUAUACGAACACCUUUACAAUGAUGGUUUCUGCCAACAGAACCCAAUGAGUAGCUUUUAAACUGCAUUCCACAAAGCCUUAUGCAUUGAAGUACACUUGCCCGACGUUUCCAUAAAUAAGGCUUGGAGCUGUAAUAUUUCAGUUGAAUUGGAGGUUGAAUUCAGUUGAAUUGCUCAUGGAGGCUCAAAAGGAAAAUGCCUGAUCUAGUUUCCAGUGUCGGAGGAGGAGAACCUUGUGUAACCAUGAGGGUGUGCACCAACUGGAGUCAGUGAGUUGGCAGGACGAGCUGAACCUCCUCUUGCUUUGACUUUCCCCUUUGCUGUGCCUGUAUGAACUGAAGCUCACCGGCCAACAUCUGCUGCACGGGAUGGGACACCGCUGCACCACUUCGCUCACCAUCUGGUCCACUGGAACACGUUGUGUGGUGGGAGAACCGCAGGGGUUGAGGCGUUGCGUAGAGUUAUCCAUGUCUAGUUUGUCAAGUGUGUGCCGUGUACUGCAGAUGUGUAUUCUCUGGGCUCUGUGUAUCUUUACAGUAGUGUUCAUUUUAGGAAAAAGAAAAACAAUAAAGUGUGGACACCUUUUGCUGGUAACAAGGGGAAUUUUAUUAUUAUUAUUAUUAUUAUUUUGCCAUUGCAUCAAGCAAUGCUGAAAUGUAUUAAUCUCUUGAUAGCAGAUCUGACCCCUUCUCCCCCCCAUCCCAUGGAGAUAAGCUUUUUAUCUUCAUUCUGCAGUUCUAUCGGGGACGGAUGGGUACGCUGGCAGACUGCAUGAUGUAUCAUUUGAAAACCGUUACAGUGGCCAAUAAAACCGAACUAAACUUUG
Molecule: messenger RNA, 6782 nt
Organism: Coturnix japonica (Japanese quail)
Lineage: Eukaryota; Metazoa; Chordata; Aves; Galliformes; Phasianidae
Gene: KIF5C
Product: kinesin family member 5C
Biological process (GO): microtubule-based movement
Molecular function (GO): microtubule binding; ATP binding; microtubule motor activity
Source: RefSeq, a predicted model, not a curated record